This is a messenger RNA of Hypomesus transpacificus, 1608 nucleotides long. RefSeq names its product ADP-ribosylation factor-like 1 (gene arl1). The record is from RefSeq and is a predicted model, not a curated record. The coding region runs from base 104 to 649 and encodes 181 amino acids. Gene Ontology annotation, biological process: intracellular protein transport; vesicle-mediated transport. Gene Ontology annotation, molecular function: GTPase activity; GTP binding. The transcript has 6 exons. NCBI's taxonomy places the organism in Eukaryota, Metazoa, Chordata, Actinopteri, Osmeriformes, Osmeridae. Gene Ontology annotation, cellular component: cytoplasm; Golgi apparatus.
CUCGGCGACACGUCACUGAAUUCCAACCACGGAAGCAGUGCAUUGAAACGUUUGCUCUGUUACAAUAAUAGGGUUGGAAAGAAAAGGCUUUAGUCACAUAAGAAUGGGAGGCUUCUUCUCUAGCCUGUUCUCCGGCUUGUUCGGCACUAGAGAGAUGAGGAUUCUCAUCCUGGGUUUGGACGGUGCCGGGAAAACCACCAUCUUGUACCGACUACAGGUCGGCGAGGUGGUCACCACCAUCCCAACAAUCGGCUUCAACGUGGAGACGGUGACAUACAAGAAUUUGAAGUUCCAGGUUUGGGAUCUAGGAGGACAGACCAGUAUCAGACCAUACUGGAGGUGUUACUAUUCCAACACAGACGCCAUCAUCUAUGUGGUAGACAGCAGUGACCGAGACAGGAUGGGCAUCUCCAAGUCGGAACUGGUAGCCAUGUUAGAGGAAGAAGAGCUGAAGAAGGCCAUCCUGGUGGUGUUUGCAAACAAGCAGGACAUGGAGCAGGCUAUGACACCCGCUGAGGUGGCCAACUCUCUGGGCCUGCCCGCCCUCAAGGACAGGAAGUGGCAGAUCUUCAAGACCUCUGCCACGAAGGGCACUGGCCUGGACGAGGCCAUGGAGUGGUUGGUGGAGUCACUGAAGAGCCGGCAGUAAAGACGGCCUGACACACGUCCUCCUCCUGUGUAAAUAACCCUGACCUCCUGAUAGGACCCUCUGGACCAGUGACUGCACUCCCAGCCCCAAACAAAGCCUUGGCCUAGCCUGAAAUACCUGCUGCCUCUCCAGUCCUAGGGGGACACACAGGUACAUUAAAUGCCUCGUGUAAAGCUGCAGCCACAGAGCCCAAACCGGUUUGGCUACAAGGAUUUUCAUAUUUGUUGGGGCUUAGUCAGUGGACUGUAGUGAUUGGCCACAUCUAGACACAGAGGUGCCUCCUGGGAAAAUGCAGUCAGUAUUUAGAGGCGUCUGGAUACUGACUGGUUACCAGACUGGUUUGAUGAUACAGCUGAUGCUGUUUUUGUACUGUAGGUGUCAGGCUGAUUUAUUCAUCCGUAUUUCUAUUCUUAAUGUAUUUUUCAGUGGAGAAAAUAAGCACGGUAAUUCUUGUGAUUAGUAGAUUAUUUCAGGCCCUUUUUUCAUUUGAAUUCUGACUGCAGUUUUGGCAUGUUAGUGACUUGUGUAUUUAACACUAACUGAUUUGUGUGCUGAAACCUAUUGCAUAUUUAUGUGCUUUUACCCUUUAGACUAAAGUAAAAUUUCACAUUGAAUGCUCUGUGCAAACUGUCAUGUAUUUCUUUUACCACUCAAUGGCGCUGUUUCACUUUACAAACUGUCGUUAAUAGGGGUAAGGGAACAAAUCGAUUCACAUAUGAAUCGCGAUUCAGUCUUCUAGCGAUUCACAUCGAUUCUCACAUUCCCCCCCCCCCCCCAUAAAAUUGAUUUAAAAAAGCAAAUCUUAGCAUAUAUUGAAUCGAAAUUUGAUUAAGAAUGGUUCUUAGAUUUUUAAUCAAAUCGUGACCUACCAAAAGAUUACCACCCCUAACAGACGGAAAGCUGUACAUUUGUUUAAUAUUUAUCCGUGUUGCAGAAAUAAAUAAGUCUGUUCAAGAAAA